Messenger RNA from Aspergillus ruber CBS 135680, 1344 nucleotides. Its product is annotated as Zn(II)2Cys6 transcription factor domain-containing protein. Gene Ontology annotation, molecular function: zinc ion binding; DNA-binding transcription factor activity, RNA polymerase II-specific. Lineage: Eukaryota; Fungi; Ascomycota; Eurotiomycetes; Eurotiales; Aspergillaceae. The transcript is spliced from 4 exons. Gene Ontology annotation, biological process: regulation of DNA-templated transcription. Bases 1 to 1344 code for a protein of 447 amino acids. The record is from RefSeq and is a predicted model, not a curated record.
AUGGUUGGGAUACCUCGAAGUAGUGGUUGCUUGCUCUGUGUUCAGCGUCGGGUGAAGUGCGAUGAGAGACGUCCAGGGUGUCAACGAUGUGAAACUUACGGAAGGCCAUGCCCCGGUUAUGAUCGUGGUUUCAAGAUCGUGCCUGGAAAGCCCUAUCGUGCUCAGCGUCGCCGUCGAGCUGGCACGGAUUCUGCAAGAUCUCAUAUACAAGAGGCAUCCCAUGAGGUGUAUCAGCCACUGAUAGAACACACUAACCAAUCUUCAUUGCAGCAUAUCCAGCAGAGCAUAAGUAUUUUGAUUGAUAAUUUUUCGACACCGUCUUCUCCGGCUUCACCCCAUAUCGUCACUCGUUGGUUUGGUUUUCUUCCGGCUGUUUAUGGUCGGAACAAAACACUGGAUGCAACUAUCAGAUCUUUUACUGCUCAUCACUUGGGCAAUGCCACUGGAAACAGACAGGUCAUUCAGUAUGGGCAGUCUGCGUAUGUGGAAGCUCUACACAGACUCCAGAGAUCUUUGAGCAAUCCCAUAGAAUGCGUCUCUUCAGAUAUCUUCUGCGCAGUGAUUCUUCAUUCUGACCAAAAUGUGCUUUUCUCCAACACACAAGAUUCUGAAUCUUGGAUGAAGCAUGCCAAGGGGCUGAGCCGAUUAGCUGAAUUCCGAGGACGUGAUUGCUACCGAAACGAAUUGACAAUCAUGAAUUCCGUAUUUUCCGGUCAAGAAUGCUUCCUAAAUUCGAAGAACUGGCAUCUUAUGAUGAAGGAGCACUGUGAUACAUCCUUACCAGCAGGUCUGGGGUAUCUAAUUGAAGAUUUUAUUGUGUAUUUCACAUUCGCACCAAGUCUUAUACAUAAACUUUAUUCUCUCAAACAGGCGGACCCAGAAAGUCCAGAGACGUGGGCACAGAUGUCGGAAACUCUCAAGCGCACUCUUGAUAUGCAAGAAAAGUUGAAUGCGUGGUAUGACAGAUAUUCACGCAUCGCGCCUGCCCCAAGGGAAACCAUUUCACCUUCUGAAGACAAACUGUAUCCCAUGGUCCUCUCAUAUUCAGAUCCAACCAAUGCAUCGGUAUUCUGCGGUUAUUACUCUUACACGGUAAUUAUACGUGAGAUAUUGAAAGCUUGCAGCUAUCCCGGCGAGCAUGAGGCAAUCACCAUUUGCUUUCGAGACCAAAUUUGCAAAUCCGUCGAACAUAAUGGCAGGGGUUUCCUUGGACCGUACCAAAUGGCCUUUCCCUUGCGGGUGGCGUUCGAAGUUGCUGAUCCUGUGGUUAAACCGUGGAUCAAGGGCUGGUUUAUACGACUUUCGAACGUCUAUCCAGCUCUACAACCGCAGAGGUUUGGUUGA